CCAGCUGGUUUCAUCCAAUCGUUUCCCGUGUUGAAACUUUCAGACAUUGGAAGGACGGUGUAGCGAUUUUGGCAAGCCUUAGCUUUCUUUUUUUUGUUUGUUUGUUUUUAAAAUGUACUGGUCAAGACUGUGAAUAUGGACCCCUUCGUUGGAUUGACUCGGUUUGCCGAUGUGGAUAGCAUUCAACAACUACCCCCUAAAUAGUAAAUCAAUGAAAAACUAUGUGAUUCUUCAUACAUGGCUUGUGAUUAAUUGACCCAAAAGUUUCUUCAACAACUUCCAAUUAAGAAAGUUGUCACUCUCCACCACUCAAUAUAUAAUACUCUCUAGGGGAAGAGAAACGAUAAACCAACACACAUUCUUGCAGUAGAAAGAGAGAGAGGGACAGAGAUCUAGGGACGACUGUUAGCAGAGAACACAGCAAAUAUACAGAGAGAAAAAUGGUUAGGAAAAUCAGCAUGGCAGCACUUUUUGUAGUUUUGGCUGCAACCUUGUUGCAGAGCACUUUAGCUACAAAUUACACAGUAGGAGACUCCACUGGUUGGCAAAGGCCUACCAAUAAUGCCGAUUUCUAUGGUAACUGGACUAAAAAUAAAAACUUCGUGGUUGGGGAUAUUCUUGUUUUCGACUUUCCUACCGGACAGCACGAUGUUGCCGUGGUGACAGAAGCUUCUUACAACUCCUGCACCGCUACUAACGCCAUCUUCAAUUAUACCAACGGACCGGCAAUAAUUACCCUUAACACGACUGGUUACCACUACUACAUUUGCGGCUUCUCCGGUCACUGUGCCGCUGGCCAAAAGCUUAGGGUCGAUGUCCAAAAUGGCACCAAUACUCCUUCUACACCUGGAUCAAGCCCCAACACCCCCAGCGGCGGUUCAACCCCUCCUAACUCAGCUUCAUCCCUUAUUGCCACCCUUCCCCUUAUCUUCAUGUCCAUUUUCUUGGUUUUGUUCUGCUAUUAAUUAUGUUAACACUUUGCCUGUUUUUGUGAGAUAUUAUGUGAUCAGUUUAUACCUAGACAGGCAGAGAGACUUCAUUCGUUUUAUAGUGUAUACCUAGUGUGUUCAAAUCGGUCGGUAUAGCCUCUUUUUACUUGCGGAAUUUCACUGUCAGUAUUUAUUAGCAUCAUUAUAUGGAAGUUUUUUCAUAAUAUAUUAUGAUAUUGAUCAUGGAGUGAUCUUUUGUGUUUAAAUAAAAACUUGAUUCAUUUUCUGGAUACAUAGAUGUAAUUGAUCUGAGCCUUGCUGUGAAUUAUAAAGCUACUGUCACACUUGGAUAUCACUUUGUUUUUACUUUAUUUUUGCAAAUAAACACUACGGUUUUUUUCUUUGUUUCAACAAAGAUUAAAAAAAAGGCAAUGACAGGAUGGUGCUUCUUUGUCCUCCUUCCUUCUUCCCUUUCUGGAGUGACCAGUGAUCAGUGACAUACCCGGCUGCCGGUUAUGUAUGUUCGGUGAAGUAACUUGUUCCUUGUUAAAUUAUUCUACUAUAAAACCGAGGUUACAUGUGGAAAAACAUGUAAUUUAACCUAAUUCAAAAGUUCUAGAGAGAUUACGAAGUCCACUUUCGGCA
This is a messenger RNA of Durio zibethinus, 1574 nucleotides long. RefSeq names its product stellacyanin-like. Gene Ontology annotation, molecular function: electron transfer activity. The record is from RefSeq and is a predicted model, not a curated record. Lineage: Eukaryota; Viridiplantae; Streptophyta; Magnoliopsida; Malvales; Malvaceae. Gene Ontology annotation, cellular component: plasma membrane.